Molecule: messenger RNA, 5059 nt
Organism: Paramisgurnus dabryanus
Lineage: Eukaryota; Metazoa; Chordata; Actinopteri; Cypriniformes; Cobitidae
Gene: elfn1a
Product: extracellular leucine-rich repeat and fibronectin type III domain containing 1a
Cellular component (GO): plasma membrane
Molecular function (GO): protein binding
Source: RefSeq, a predicted model, not a curated record
UUGAACCCACACCAUUUAUAGCCUCGCAGUAACCAGCAAUCUUAUUAUGAGAUUUAACUUUGCUCCAGCCGGACUCGUGCACGAGCGGUGCUCCACUCCAUAACCCAACUCUUAAAUCGCGGGCAACAGUUAUAACUUGCUGUGGGCUCGCGUUAUAACAGACAGUACUGUGGUGUAGGGGAACUUCAGCCAUGUGCUCUGUCUGUCUGUGCGGAAUACAUAAAGGCUCUGCCUUGAAUUAAUCACUCGCUCUUUAAUGGAUCUUUGAGGAUCGCGCUUGACGCAGUGAGGAGCUGCAGCUCUUUGUAUUCCCGGGCCAAGAGGAACCUUGUGUUUUCCCCGUCCGAUAUCUACUGUCUCUUACAAAAUGUCAAAGGGUUCAUGGUGACAUAGGGACCCCGGUUUUGCUUACGGAGAGACUACAGGGCUCUUGCUUCGACAGAGAGACAGGCCAGAUACUGAUGGUGGAUCUCAGAGAUGCAUGUGAUCACUGGACAGUUUAACCCGAACAGCCGGGGGUGUAACUUUGGGCCCAUAAAUGAGACUAAAAUGGUGGAUGAGAAGAAGAGACAAGAGGAUGAAAGCCAUCAACAAUGCUGUACACUGGGGAAAUAAGCACAGCGAAACAAGACCCAGCUCUAGCACUCAACCAUAGUUAAAACCACUCCAUUGGAGACCUAACCUGUAAAUGCAUAAGCUAUGGUCUUUAAUAAGUGGCUUGAAAUAUCAGUACAUCAACCCCCAACUCAUGUGAAAUAAUUCUCUGGACCAGAGACUGGACAUUUGUGUCCCUUGGCUAAAUCAAGAGAUUGGGUUUUUUACCCUGCCAGAAUACUGUGAGGUUCCAUCCAGCCUAAUUAAAAGUCAAGUGGUACCACAAGCUGCUACCAAUUGGUAUUUCUCAUGGCUUCCAGGAGAGCUUCAGGAGCUUUAAAUGGAGGCAUGGUGACGAGUGCCUUCUUCUGCUCUGUGGCCAUAAUCUAUCUGACUUACAUAGGUACAGUGAGGGGGGAUUGCUGGCUUAUAGAGGGAGAAAAGGGCUUUGUAUGGCUGGCUAUUUGCAGCCAAAACCAGCCCCCCUAUGAAGCUAUCCCUCAGCACAUCAACAGCACCAUAGUGGACCUUCGUUUGAAUGAGAACAAGAUCAAAAGCAUCCACUACUCUGCCCUUAGCCGCUUUACCAACCUCACAUACCUGAAUCUGACGAAGAAUGAGAUUAAUUAUAUUGAGGAUGGGGCUUUUUCAGCCCAGUUCAACCUACAGGUUCUCCAGUUGGGCUUCAAUAAAUUGCGGAACUUGACAGAAGGGAUUCUCAGGGGUUUGGGCAAGCUGCAGUACCUCUACCUCCAGGCCAACCUGAUUGAGACUGUGACACCCAAUGCCUUUUGGGAGUGCCCAAACAUAGAAAACAUUGACCUUUCCAUGAACCGCAUCCAGGUGCUAGAUGGGUCUACAUUCACCAGCCUGACUAAGCUGACCACCUGUGAGCUCUACACUAAUCCUUUCAACUGCUCUUGCGAGCUCUUGGGGUUUGUCAAGUGGCUUUCAGUCUUUCCCAACAGAACGAGUGAACGAAUGGUGUGUGAUUCUCCUGCCGGAGUCUCUGGUUACAGUCUCCUAAGCCAGAAUCCAAACAACCCAACGUUCCGUAACGCUCUGCAUAUGCUGUCCACUGUGUGCACGGAAGACUAUGUGACUCCGUACAUCCCUGUGCCUCCUGAGACCACCACUUACCCUCCUGACUCAACACCGUGUGGGCUGGAGGACUGUCCCUCUGGGACCGAGCCUGAGGAAAUCAGCAUCAGUCCCACAUACAUUGACUUAGAUGUGAAACCAAUCAUGAAACUCAAACAGGUGACUCACACAAAUGCAGUAAUCACCGUUCAGAUUCCUUACCCCUACAAGAAAAUGUACAUACUUGUUCUGUACAACAACAGCUUCUUUACUGAUAUACAAAAUCUAAAACGACAGAAAGAAGAUAUUGAACUGACAAGACUGAAACCCAACACAGAUUACACCUAUUGUGUGGCUUCAAUAAGGAACUCCUUGCGUUUCAAUCACACCUGUUUGACUCUAUCCACAGGGCCUAGAAAUGGAAAGGAGAGAGUAGUUAGCAAUGCAACAGCCACUCACUACAUAAUGACUAUCUUAGGUUGUCUUUUCAGUAUGUUAAUUGUUUUAGGCAUUGUGUAUUAUUGCUUGAGAAAAAAGAGACACCAGGAAGAAAAGCACAAAAAGGCAGGCAGUAUGAAGAAGAACAUAAUUGAGCUUAAAUAUGGUGGGGAACUAGAAGGUGGGACUAUAUCCAGAAUGUCCCAAAAACAAAUGAUGGCAGGGGAGAGCAUGGCCCGCAUGCCUUAUCUACCCUCAGGCAGUGACAUGGAUCAGUACAAACUGCAAGACAUAUCCGACACGCCGAAAAUGGCCAAAGGGAAUUACAUGGAAGUGAGGACAGGGGAGCACCCAGACCGAAGGGACUGCGAAAUGUCAAUGCCUAGCAACAGCCAAGGCUCUGUGGCAGAGAUCUCAACAAUUGCCAAGGAGGUAGACAAGGUCAACCAGAUUAUUAACAAUUGUAUUGAUGCUCUAAAAUCAGAGUCCACUUCCUUCCAAGGGGUGAAAUCUGGUGCGGUAUCAACGGUAGAACCUCAGUUAGUACUUAUAUCAGAGCAGCCUCAGAGCAAGUCUGGCUUCCUUUCGCCUGUCUACAAGGACAGCUACCACCACUCUUUACAAAGACAUCACGGAUCUGACGCCUCUCCAAAGCGUCCAAGUACAGCAACUGGUGGUCCAUUGCGGAGCCCAAGGCCUUACCGUUCAGAGGCGUCAUAUAAGUCUGAGUCAAAGUACAUAGAGAAAACCUCACCAACUGGGGAGACCAUCCUAACUAUCACACCUGCAGCUGCAAUACUGAGGGCAGAAGCAGAGAAGAUUCGCCAGUACAGCGAGCAUCGACAUUCCUACCCUGAUUCCCACCAAAUUGAGGAGCUGGAAGGACCAGACAGUCGAAAAACCUCCAUCUUGGAGCCCCUGACGAGGCCUCGGCCCAGAGACUUGGCUUACUCGCAGCUCUCUCCCCAGUACCACAAUCUCAGUUACUCUUCCAGUCCUGAGUACUACUGCAAACCAUCGCACAGCAUCUGGGAGCGCUUUAAACUCCAUCGUAAGCGUCACAAAGAUGAGGAGUACAUGGCUGCAGGUCACGCCCUGAGGAAAAAAGUGCAGUUUGCUAAGGAUGAAGACCUGCAUGACAUUCUAGAUUACUGGAAGGGAGUGUCAGCUCAGCAGAAAUCUUAAUUCACCUUUGUCUGUGUCUUUUUCAGUUUUGAUGGACUACAAAGAACAGGACAGAAAUAAAUCGAUGAUCUAGUGAAAUCACAUUCUAUGGAUAAAAAAUGACAUGUCAGUGAAUUUCAACUUAGGGAUAAAGGUUUGUGUACCAAAAUUUUAAGAUGUUACUUAAAGCAACAAGAGGAGAAUAUAUUGCAAAUAUAAAAAUAUAUAUGUUGAAAUGGAUUUUUAGUAUUUGGUUACCGCAUGGCCAAGUCCUGUGACAGUGGAUUUGCUGUUGUGUACUGUGAGACUUUAAAGAAUCCACCCAUGACAGAUCUUCUAAAAUCUUAGUAUUUCUUCUUGCAGGACCACUGUACUUUAUGAACAGUUUUCUCCCAAUAUUUCAGUUGUUCUAAAUACAGAUGAACUAUGUACAGAUACUGUUUCUAUAUUUGCAACGUUUGCUGUUAAAAUGGAAAAAAUCUAUAAUGUGUAUGAUUCAGGUUUAGACCAUGGAUUUUGGAGUUAGCUCCUGUGAUAUUAUCUGUCCUUAAAUGAAUGUUUACCGUCCUGAUGGAUAAACAUUGCACUGGUCAAUGAAAUGGCAUAUUUUUCUGUAGACGACAGUUUACGCAACCCUGCUUUGCCAAUUUUCUUUCUUUAUCCACGCCAUUGAUCAAACCGCACAAUAUUACACUAAGGCUGAUGAAAUGUUACAUUGGUGUAAAUCAUUACCACAAAGUGUAUCAGUUUGGUUGGGAUGGUGUAGAUGAAACAUCUGCAAAAUGAUUGCAGUAGUAAAGCGAGGAAAGCAAAGUAAAAAAGUAAAAAAUAAGAUAAGUUCAGUAGGUAUUUUUGAUUUGUUUACCAGUAACACACUCAACAAAAUGCUUUUGCUUUGACCUUAAGAUGCCUAAUAAUAGUGAGGGGUUAUCUGAUCAUGAACCAAAGUGCUUGGUUGGCAGCUCAUCAUACUUUUCCUGCAGAUGUUUUCCACCCAUCUCGAGCCAACAGCCCAAUGGAUGAAUGUAUUACAUACAUAAUAACAUAAAGCAGCCUUUCAGCUGCUGUUAGUUUUUGUUGUUGUUGUUUUUUACAAUCACCUGAUCCCCAUUUUUCAUGCUGUAUGCUGAGUUUUGAUAUUCAUUCAUCUUUUCAGUCUCAUGUAUUUGUCAUUUCUGUCAACAAUAUUUAAUCAAAAAAAAAAAAAUGUUUUUAAAACUAUGGGUAUUGUUUUAGGCUUUUCUACUGUUUGGCGGGUAAAAUGCUUUUGUAAAUGUUGAACGCCACUGCACGGACAUGGAGAUGAUCAGCGCUGACCGGGAAGGUGAGACAUCAGUGGAAAGAAAUAAACUACUGUAUUCAGCUGAACUUUUGCCAGUAGAUCAGCUGAACAAAGCUACAGGAAGUUACUGGGUCGUCCAAUUUUUUAUUUCAACCGCCUUAAACUUCUGGAACUAUCUGUAUAACUGUAUUUUUCUUUAUCUUUAAGUGUUGAUGUUUUUGAAAGUCUUCAUCUGUUGUCAUUUUUUUUUAAAGACGAAACAUUUCGGUAGAUUUCAAAAGCUGUCCGAUUUAUAGAUAAUCUAGCAAGUAACCUACAUGUUUUUAUAUGGCAUAGUGUAGCACUCCUGUAUCUCAUUCAACUUAGACCUGUUGGAAAAUUUGUGAAUGGAGAGCAUCUGAUACAAACAAGAGCACAAUGAGUGUUAUUUUGUAUUUCUUAAUACUAUGUCACCUGCUUUCAGACAGAGUACUGUGAAAUAAAGGAAAGGGUGCACCCAUA